Molecule: messenger RNA, 378 nt
Organism: Colletotrichum paranaense
Lineage: Eukaryota; Fungi; Ascomycota; Sordariomycetes; Glomerellales; Glomerellaceae
Exons: 2
Coding region: 1-378 (125 amino acids)
Source: RefSeq, a predicted model, not a curated record
AUGUGGUUUCCAUCGAUGUCUGCACAUGAAUACCUACCAUGGUCGCCAAGAUGUCUGCUUGCCGAUGGCCAAGGACCGGGCGUUUCCCAAGAUAAUUGGCCCGGCCAGCGAUCGGGAUACCAAGGCUGUGCCCAGGACUUCCAAGAGAUCCCAUUCUACAACCGUAACGGCAUGCACCAUCUACUCGCCCGGAGAACGUCGCAUACGAGGAUUUGCCAUUCCAGCCUCAAGACCGCUUCCCCGACGUGGAUGCUGAUUGGACCGGGCGACGUUGAUUCGAAGCUGAGACCAAAACCUACUCCUACACCGAUCCGAGUCAACGGAGUCAAACAACACUCAUUGUAUCAUUCUUCUCCGAAGUACAGCAGCUUGCAAUGA